CUGAAGUAUGAAUCUGAUCUUCCGCGUAAUCCGCUUAAGUUCUCUCAACCACUGCUCAACAAUGUCAAGCUCCACAAGCAGCCAUCUCUGAACUCUCUUUUUCAGUAUGGCUCUCUGCACUUCGCAGCUCCAAUUCGCUAACGCCGCCCUCGCGAGCUGCGCCUCCCUGUCGAGAACAGCCUCCUUCUCCAGCCCCAUGUUGGUUGCCAGACUUCGGGUGCUCGGGCCGCUGCGCUCCCUCUGGUCGCUGUCCAACAGCUUGGUAGACCCAGUAGCUGCUGCAGAACGACUCUCCUCUUCCGCAGCAUAUACCAGUUCGUCAGAUCAGCCGAGUACUAUGUCGGCUCCUUGGCCAGGGGCAGGAACGAGCCAAGAUGGGCGGAAUACCCAGGCCAGAUAUGGGGGUGACUCUGGCUCUUCCCGAGGGGGGAGGGGUGGUGGUCGGGGACGGAGAGGGGGCGGCACCCGUACAAUUGAGCAGGAGAGGAGCUACCAUGGGGGCCGUCCUCAAAUGCAGAACCCAGGGAGAGGUUACCAGGAGAAUUUUGAGCAGGAAGGCAACGGGUAUGGAAGGAAUGGGGCUGGAGUAGAGAGAGGGGGCAAUGGUUUUGGGCGUGGCGGUCGGGGCGGGGGAAGAAACGGGCGAGGCUCGGGGAUGGUUGAAGAAAGGGGGAAUGGACGUGCUGUUGGGGGGGGGUCUGGGGAGAGGAAACGAGGGCCGCCAGGUGGUUCGAUGUCAGCUGCAGCUGUUCAGCAGCACCAAAGAAGAGCUCCGCCAGUCUCGAGGCGGCCUCCAGCGCAAAGCCAGCUGAUUGACGAGACACUGUCAGAGUCAGAGGGGGAGGAAGACCGCCCUGCAGUUGAUGCAGAGAGAUCUACCACAGGGGGGAGCGGGGGCAACCCAGCUUUCAUAACAGAGACAAGGUUUGAUUCCUUCAACCUCUCACCCCCCACAAUCAAGGCUUUGCACGAGGACCUUGGAUACGAGAAGAUGACGGUAGUUCAGGAGGCGACUCUCCCAGCGUGCUUGGAUGGGAAGGACGUGCUGGCCAAAGCCAAAACCGGGACUGGAAAGACGCUUGGUUUCUUGAUACCUGCCAUCGAGAGGAUCCUCGCUCGCGGGGGCCGGCGCAGCUCCAACCCAGAUAUCGAGGUGCUGGUCAUCUCGCCGACACGCGAGUUGGCGCAGCAGAUCGAGGCGGAGGCAAAGGCGCUGCUCAAGUAUCACCCGCUGCGGUCCGAGAUCAUCUUUGGAGGCUCCAACAUCAACAGCGACCGGCGCAGGCUGGAGAGUCAGCCGGCAGAAAUCCUCAUCUGCACCCCGGGCCGCCUCCAAGACCAUCUGGACAACACGCCGUCCGUCCCGCAGCGCCUCAAGGGCCUCAAAGUGCUCAUUCUGGAUGAAGCCGAUAACCUGCUCAACAUGGGUUUCCGCCCCGCCAUCGAGAAGAUCUUGCGCUACCUGCCGGGUCAGCGGCAGACACUCCUGUUCUCUGCCACGAUUCCCCCGCAAGUUCACACGGUGUCAAAGUUGGCGCUGAAGCCCAACCACGCGUUCAUUGACACUGUUGGGGAGGAGACGGAGCAGACCAACAUUCAGGUGAAGCAAUCGUACGCUGUCAUUCCUCUGGCCGAUCAAAUCGGCGCCACCUUCCACAUCCUGCGCCAACACAUCCGGGAGGAGAGGAACUUCAAGGUCCUCGUCUUCCUGACGACCGCCCGCGCCACGCAGCUGUACGCGCAGCUGUUCCAGGGCAUUGGCUUCCCCGCGCUCGAGAUCCACUCGCGCAAGAGCCAGGCCGCCCGCACACGCACCUCCGAGGAGUUCCGCAAGGGCUCGCGCGUCGUACUCUUCACGUCCGACGUGUCGGCGCGCGGCGUCGACUACCCUGACGUCAGCAUGGUGCUACAGGUGGGCCUACCAACCGACAAAGCCCAGUAUAUCCAUCGGCUAGGCCGAACCGCCCGUGCUGGGAAGGAGGGCGAGGGGAUUCUCAUGCUGGCGCCCUACGAGAAGUACUUCCUCAAACAAGUCGCUGAUCUGCCUCUGGAGCAAUACGGCCCGGUGCCCAUCGAGGCGGACAUCCGACAAGAGGUGCAACGCGGCAUGUCGCGCUUGGAGGAGAAGACUCUGGUGCAGGCGUACGUGGCAUGGCUCGGGUUCUACAAUACCUUCUGCAAGAACCUGGGUUGGUCCAAGGCGGAUCUCGUGCAACAAGCGAACUUUUAUGCGACAGAGUGCCUCGGCAUGUCGGAACCGCCCGCCCUUUUGAGGAGGACCGUGGGGAUGAUGGGGCUCAAGGGGGUCCCCGGGUUGAGGAUAGAGUAACGUCAUUUAUACUGAUUCUUUAUGCCAGUAAUUCAUUUCAAAGUUCCCGCUACUGAUUGGAGGAUUCAAAGUUCCCGCUAUUGUGUGGAGAAGCUUUAUCAGCGCAAAGCUUUGCUAAGUGUCAAAUGACCAAGCACAAUAGUGGCACCAAUUGUUGCCAAAAGUUCUCAAACUUCUUAGCCUGCACUAAAAGGUGGACAUGGUUGGAGUAAAGCCUGAUGUAACGGUGCUGUCCGAGUGUCAUGGCGUCAGAUGUUAGUACGUGGGUUAGAUGCUUGCUUAAGAGCAGAUUCCAUGUGCAUCAUUCCUGGCAUCGGGUUCGAAAGUUAGUUCAAAGCCGAAGGCUCU
Klebsormidium nitens is the source of this 2677-nucleotide messenger RNA. NCBI's taxonomy places the organism in Eukaryota, Viridiplantae, Streptophyta, Klebsormidiophyceae, Klebsormidiales, Klebsormidiaceae. The record is from the annotation of a GenBank genome assembly.